Messenger RNA from Halichondria panicea, 1491 nucleotides. RefSeq names its product glutaryl-CoA dehydrogenase, mitochondrial-like. Bases 92 to 1366 code for a protein of 424 amino acids. Gene Ontology annotation, biological process: fatty-acyl-CoA biosynthetic process; fatty acid beta-oxidation using acyl-CoA dehydrogenase. Lineage: Eukaryota; Metazoa; Porifera; Demospongiae; Suberitida; Halichondriidae. The record is from RefSeq and is a predicted model, not a curated record. Gene Ontology annotation, molecular function: fatty-acyl-CoA binding; glutaryl-CoA dehydrogenase activity; flavin adenine dinucleotide binding. Gene Ontology annotation, cellular component: mitochondrial inner membrane. The transcript is spliced from 12 exons.
AUCUUAAAGGUGGGCGUGUCUGGGGAGUGGUAUGAACAAGGUCUACUCAGCACACAACCACUAAGACUCGACUACAGACUGAUCAGGAAGAAUGGCUCUGUCUGGACACUGUCAAAAGCUGCUAGGGCCACUACGAAGGCACGGCCAGAGACUGAUACACAGGAGCAUCAGUAGCAGCUGUGCUCUGAGGGGAGCUGAGUUUAACUGGAGAGACCCACUCAACCUGGAGUCACGUCUGACUGACGAUGAGGUUAUCAUGAAAGACCAAGUGCGGCAGUAUUGUCAGGACAAGCUCAUGCCGAGAAUUCUCAUGGCCAACAGAAACGAACAUUUUGAUCGAGACAUCAUGACUGAAAUGGGUCAGCUUGGGAUACUGGGUCCCACCAUCAAGGAUUACGGGUGUGCGGGGGCGUCCCCUGUAGCGUAUGGUCUCAUUGCUAGGGAAGUGGAGAGAGUGGACAGCAGUUAUCGAUCUGCCAUGAGCGUGCAGUCAUCGCUAGUGAUGCAUCCCAUAAAUGAGUUUGGAACUAAACAACAGAAGGACAAGUUCCUGCCCAAGUUAGCAUCGGGAGAGCUGAUUGGCUGCUUUGGCCUGACUGAGCCUAACCACGGCAGUGACCCUGGUGGCAUGGAAACCAGAGCCCGACACAACUCCACCUCACACACCUACACACUCAAUGGCACAAAAUCUUGGAUCACCAACUCUCCAGUGGCUGAUGUAUUUGUGGUGUGGGCAAAAUCAGAUGACGGGAAAAUAAGAGGCUUCAUUCUCGAGAAGGGGAUGAAGGGACUAUCGGCACCAAAGAUUGAGGGCAAGUUCUCCCUGAGGGCGUCCGUGACAGGGCAGAUUGUAAUGGAGGAUGUGGAAAUACCCGAGGACAACUUACUGCCAAAAGUGGAAGGAUUAAAGGGUCCCUUCAGUUGCCUCAACAGUGCUCGCUAUGGUAUUGGCUGGGGGGCUCUGGGGGCGGCAGAGUUCUGUUUAGACACUGCACGACAAUACACGCUAGACAGGAAGCAAUUCGGACGUCCACUGGCGGCCAAUCAGAUCAUUCAGAAGAAGCUAGCUGACAUUCUCACAGAAGUAUCUCUUGGUCUGCAAGGGUGUCUGCAAGUAGGGCGCUUGAUGGAGGAAGGGACGGCUGUGCCUCAGAUGGUCUCUCUCAUCAAGAGGAACUCGUGUGGCAAAGCUCUGGAGGCAGCCAGACUAGCUAGAGACAUGCUCGGAGGUAAUGGAAUCAGUGAUGAAUAUCAUGUGAUCAGGCAUGUGAUGAACCUCGAGGCUGUCAAUACGUAUGAAGGUACUCAUGAUAUCCAUGCUCUCAUACUGGGGCGAGCCAUCACUGGACUACAAGCAUUCUCGUGAACACACUGAACUUUGUUUUGAUGAACGCUUUUACGUUUUCUUGUGUACGUGUAGCCAUAGCUAUCAAUCUUUUUCUAUUAUUAAGUUAUAAAGAUUGUAGCACUGCAUUAUAAUUAUAAUUUCAA